AUGCCUGUGGUACCAUAUCAGCUCUUCCAUGAGAAGGAUGUGACACUGGUGUGUUUCAUGUCUGCAGCGACCGAUGCAGCUCUGUAUGCCUGCUUUUAUUUUGCCAGCAUCUACUUCACUCUUGUCAAGGGAUCCAAUGGUGACAAAGUUGGCCUCCAGCUUCUGUUCUAUGUCCCUGGCAUCGGCGUCGGCGUAUACACUGCCAUCCUCAUGUGCAACGUGUACCCGAGACAGACCAUUUGGCUCUUACUGAUUGGCACAUUCGUGGAGACAGGUAGCAUUGGAGCUCUUUCGUGGGCUAUUAGCGCUCGCAAAAAGACAGCCGUCAAUAUUCCCAUGGGUAUCGCCGGGUUCGGUACUGGCAUUCGCUUCAUGCUUUGA
Messenger RNA from Alternaria atra, 381 nucleotides. RefSeq lists its product as uncharacterized. The record is from RefSeq and is a predicted model, not a curated record. Gene Ontology annotation, molecular function: basic amino acid transmembrane transporter activity. NCBI's taxonomy places the organism in Eukaryota, Fungi, Ascomycota, Dothideomycetes, Pleosporales, Pleosporaceae. The coding region runs from base 1 to 381 and encodes 126 amino acids. The transcript has a single exon. Gene Ontology annotation, cellular component: fungal-type vacuole membrane. Gene Ontology annotation, biological process: basic amino acid transport; transmembrane transport.